This is a messenger RNA of Saccostrea cuccullata (small rock oyster), 737 nucleotides long. Its product is annotated as amidase-like. The record is from RefSeq and is a predicted model, not a curated record. The transcript has 5 exons. Gene Ontology annotation, molecular function: catalytic activity. The annotation marks the transcript as partial. NCBI's taxonomy places the organism in Eukaryota, Metazoa, Mollusca, Bivalvia, Ostreida, Ostreidae.
CGUAUAGUGUCAUAUACAAUAUCUAUAUUUACUAGCUAAGAACUAGGUUUUCAUCAUGAUAUGAAGAUUCCACCUCAUGACUUCAAAGAUCCCGGGACUUUCCAUUCCAAGUAUUAAUUCCUAGAAGUUUACAAGGAUUUACCAGCAGAGAGACUAUUUUUUUUGAAAGUCGAAUUAAAAUGUCACAUUCCAAAGAAAAGGAAUUUACAAGAAGUCCUGCGGUUGCCAGAUUAUCAGAGGAAGAUAUAAAGUCCAUUUCAGAGAAACUGAGACUUAAACUAACGCCAGAGGAAUCCAAAGCAAUACACGAAUUCUGUGGAGAUAUUGGUAAAGGUUACCAAAGGAUCUAUGAACUCAUUCCACCAACUCCUACCGUCAAAUACCCAAGGACCCCCGGCUACAGGGAGACAAAGGAUGAUUCUUGGUAUUACAAGUGUGACAUAAAAGGAGCUAAUAAUGGAUUGUUGGCGGGAAAAACAAUUGCAAUCAAAGACAACGUGUGUGUGGCUGGAGUUCCUAUGAUGAAUGGAAGUAAAAUUCUUGAAGGUUUCGUACCUGAUAGAGAUGCUACAGUUGUUACAAGAAUAUUGGAUGCAGGAGGGAGAAUUACUGGAAAGGCUGUCUGUGAAGACCUGUGUUUCUCUGGCUAUGGAUCUACAUUACCCUUAGGACCUGUUAAAAACCCUCAUGAUCCAACAAGAACAACAGGCGGAUCUAGCUCUGGAUGUGCUUCUCUG